GCCAUUUUGUUUUAACAAUUCUUUCAAAGCUAGCCAACCAGCUACGGGCUCAAACACGAACAAUUGUGCCAGACUUUUCAUUCAAACCGUCAGUGAGUAAUUCCGGAAGGUAGUAUAUUUUACGUUCGGAUUUACUUUACAAAAUUCACCGGUUUGUUCUGAAACGGGACUGAAAGAGAACCGCUUGGGAGGAAAAAAAAAGCACAAAUAAGUUGCUGUCUCUCGCGUGAAGAUAUGGCGACCGCAACCCCAAGCCGCUCUGCCGCCGAAUCCGGCCGGGCGACUGCUGCUUCGACGCCGCUCUCCCCGACCCGCAUCUCCCGCUUACAGGAGAAGGAGGAACUGCGGCACCUGAAUGACAGACUGGCCGUGUAUAUCGACCGCGUCCGCUCUUUGGAGCUGGAGAACGACAGGCUCUCGCUGAAGGUCUCGGAGAAGGAGGAGGUCACAACAAGAGAGGUCACCGGGAUUAAGUCUCUGUAUGAGGCAGAACUGGCGGAUGCCAGACGUGUUCUUGACGAGACUGCGAGAGAGAAAGCAAAACUCCAGAUCGAUCUGGGCAAGGUCAGCUCUGAGCUUGAGGAGGUCAAUAAGAACUAUAAGAAGAGGGGUGGUGACCUGGCAUCGGCUCAGGCCCGGAUCAAGGAGCUGGAGUCUCAGUAUAACCAGAGUGAAGCGUCACUCACUACAGCUCUCAGCGAGAAUGCUGCGCUCUCUGCAGAGAUCGCUGACCUGAAGAACCAGCUGUCUAAGGCUGAGGAUGCUCAUGCCGUGGCUAAGAAGCAGCUGGAGUCCGAGACACUGAUGCGAGUGGAUGUGGAGAACCGCUGCCAAAGCCUGACUGAGGAACUUGAAUUUAGGAAGAACAUGUUUGAGGAGGAGGUGCGUGAUACGAGGAAGCGCCACGAGAAGCGGAUGGUGGAGGUGGACACUGGAGCUAAGCAGGACUAUGAAUACAAACUGGCCCAGGCUCUGCAGGACCUCCGCAAGGAGCACGAGGAGCAAGUCAGCCUCUAUAAGACUGAGCUCGAGCAAACCUUCCAGGCUAAGCUGGACAAUGCCAAGGUGUCCUCUGACCUCAAUGAUAAGGCAGUGAGCACAGCACGGGAGGAGCUGCAGGAGGCUCGUGUCAGGAUUGAGGGGCUGACCUAUCAGCUCUCUGCACUCCAGAAACAGGCAGCAACAGUGGAGGAGCGUGUGCGUGAGCUGGAAGACUUGCUGAACAGCGAGCGUGAUAAACACCGCAGAACAAUGGACGGCAAGGAACGCGAGAUGGCCGAGAUGAGGGACCGCAUGCAGCUGCAGCUCAACGAGUAUCAGGAGCUGCUGGAUGUAAAGCUGGCCUUGGACAUGGAAAUCAAUGCCUACAGGAAGCUGCUGGAGGGAGAAGAGGACAGGCUGAAGCUGUCCCCCAGCCCCCCCUCACGGGUCACUGUUUCCCGAAGCGUUGCUGCUAGCAGCAGCUCCUCCCGCUCAUCCCGUGCUAAGAGGAAGCGUGUGGAGGUGGAAGAUGAGACGCCCAGUGCUCCCAGUUUUCAUAUCACCCAGCAUGCUGAGGCAACAGGCUCAAUCAGUAUUGAGGAGCUUGACCUCGAGGGCAAGAGUGUCACCCUCAAAAAUAACUCCAAUAAGGAUCAGUCUCUGGGUAGCUGGCGGCUAAAGAGGCGAGUUGGAGAGGGAGAUGAGAUUGCCUACAAAUUCAGCCCUAAGUUUGCUCUUAAAGCAGGACAGACUGUUACAGUGUGGGCUGCAGAUGCAGGCGUGGCUCACAGUCCUCCCUCAGACCUGCUGUGGAAGAGUCAGAGCAGCUGGGGCAGUGGAGAUGAAACAGUCACCCUGCUGAUCAAUUCAGAUGGAGAGGAGGUGGCAAAGCGAAUGGUCACCAAAAGCGUGCUAGAGAUGGAAAAUGGAGAUGACGAGAAUGGAGAUUUUGGAAAUGAGGAUCUGUUCCACCAGCAGGGCGAUCCAAAGAUCAGAUCCAGAGAAUGUGCCGUCAUGUGAGAGAGCUUCAUUCACCACAGUAUUUCCCCCUGAUUGUUCCCUCAGAGCCACUAAUUUUUUGUAUUCUUCAAUCAUGAAUCCUUAAAAUCCCCCCCCCCCCCCCGCCAGAAUGUCACUGGCAUACAGUUUUUACGGACCUCGUUUUUAAAGCCAGGUAACCUUGAACUGUGUAUCAAAGAAUUUUUUUUAAUUGCAGUCUAUCAGAAUGUUUUUCUUUUUUUGUCUUUUUGAUAAACAUCAAAUGGAAGUUGGACAGCUUCCGAACACCAGCCUCACCUCCAUGUAAUAGAGGUCUGCACAAUAUAACAGCAGGAAAUGACUUGAUGUAUUUUAAAAAAAAAAAAAAAAAAAUG
Pangasianodon hypophthalmus (striped catfish) is the source of this 2354-nucleotide messenger RNA. It is a transcript of the gene lmnb2, whose product is annotated as lamin B2. The transcript is spliced from 12 exons. The record is from RefSeq and is a predicted model, not a curated record. The coding region runs from base 235 to 2001 and encodes 588 amino acids. NCBI's taxonomy places the organism in Eukaryota, Metazoa, Chordata, Actinopteri, Siluriformes, Pangasiidae.